Molecule: messenger RNA, 1608 nt
Organism: Cylindrotheca closterium
Lineage: Eukaryota; Bacillariophyta; Bacillariophyceae; Bacillariales; Bacillariaceae
Source: the annotation of a GenBank genome assembly
AUGCCAUUUCGGCACUCGCGGCUGGUUGGAGAACGACCUGCGGUGUCUUCAACGAUCAACUUUGGUUGGAAUCAAUACGGUCAAAUCGGCAUUGGUCCGGAUGGCAACCAGUUUUUGCCAGUCCCCAUUCAAGUGAGCGACGGAGUGUCACUGGUCGACUUUGAUGUGCUGUCGUUGGGAGUCGUCCAUACUUGUGCGACGACCAAAGAAACCAAGGAAUUGUACUGCUGGGGUUCCAACGAUUCGGUGGAUUUGUUGCUCAAUCGACCGGUAUCCUAUCACACACCCCAACACAUUGACUUGGGAGGGCAGGGAAUCUUUCAAAACAAUGCGGACAUGGACGUUUUGCAAAUCACGUCGGGACGAUCUCACAAUUGUGCCGUGGUGGCAUAUCCUUCUUUCAACUUGGAACGAUUUGUCUGUUGGGGGUCCAAUGAAUUUGGACAAUUGGGGAUUGGUUCCACCGAGGAUGGAUUCGAGAGUCCGGUACAAGUGGCAUCCACCUUGGAUAUAGAUUUGCUGCCACAACAGAUAUCUGCUGGAUAUUCGCAUCAAUGCGCCAUUCAAGCGGCGGACAAUUCCUUGUGGUGCUGGGGACUCAACUCGAAUGGACAAAUCGGUGUGGGUACCACCAAUACCAAUGUAUUGACACCCACCAAGAUUGCACAACUCGAUCAACAGCUGCCACAAAAGGUGGAUCUGGGAGGAUUCGCCAAGGAUAUCAAGACGGGACGAGAUCAUACGUGUGCAUUGAUGGAAGAUGAAACUGUCAAGUGCUGGGGUAGCAAUUUUUCGGGUCAAUUGGGAGUUGGCAACAAUCGAGAAUCCUCGAUGACGCCAGUUACAGUGCCCGAUCUGAGAGAUGUGGAAAAGCUGGCACUGGGACGAGAACACACUUGUGUUUCCAAAAGUGAUCAAACUCUUUGGUGUUGGGGAACCAAUUUACAUGGACAAUUGGGAUUGGGUGAAAACGUUUCCAUUCAAUACUUUCCACAACAGGUCAAUAUUCAAUUUCCACAGAAUCUCAAUAGUCCACCGCCGACGAAAUCUCCCACCGAACCGCCCUCCAAGGCACCAAUCAUGGCACCAUCAAAUCCAGGACCCUCCAAAACACCCCCUCCGCCUACACCACGGCCCACCACAUUAUCUCCGACCACGUUAUCUCCGACCAAAUUGCCAACGCAAAGGCCUACGGUUUCUCCGACGCGACGUCCGACCAAUGCACCUACUGUACCAGAUCCCACCAUGGCUCCGACUCGAAGGGCCAUUACCAUUCCCACUUUUUCUCCGGUGGCAGUUCCGACAACCUUUCCAGUGGCCGUGUUGGAGCCCACCGUGAAUCCGCCAGUUGUUGACCCGCCAGUGCCCCAGACCAUCCAACCGACACCCAAUCGAUUGAUUGCCCUUCCAACGCCAGCUCCAACCGUUAUUGUGGAGGACAAGGCGGACGACGUGCCAUCCCGAGGCGGGCAGUCCAUUAUCAUUAUUGUACCAACCACCGAUUCGAGGUUUGUGGAAGUCGAUAGUGGUAGCGCUACAAGACCUUUCCUAAUGAUGGCAGUCACAUUGCCACUUUUGGUUUCUUGGUGUACCAUCGUGUUAUUGUAA